CGCAAUCGGGAAGGCACCCCAAUUCGUUUGCAACGCAAUCGGCAAAGUUAAACCAAGUCCAACCUUCUCGACAACUGUCGGCGACUGUCGCCGAUAGGGAAUGCACCCCGAUUCGUCUGCAACGCAAUUGCACGAUUGCGUCAGGGCAGCUAGCAACGCAACCUGAAUCGUCUGCAACGCAAUCGGCAAAGAUAAACCAGGUUCAACCUGAAGCUAGGUUUCCAUAGAAUCGCUCACCCUUUCGGCGACAGUCACCGACAGUUGUCAGGGAGGUUGAACCUGGUUCAAAUUUUCCAAUUGCGUUGCAGACGAUUCAGUGUGAGCGAUUCUAUGGAAACCAAGCUUGAUCAGUCUGAUCAGAACCUUCCACGUUGGGAAGAGCUACGCGUGUAACGAUUGCACUGAAACAUUGUGCAGCGAUUCUAUGAAAGCCUGGCUUGAACGAAUUUAAAUACUGUAUUGUUCAUUUGUUCUUCGCGUUAAAACGCAUUGCGUCUACAUUUCGAUUAGAACAAAGUUCAUGUAGGCGAAGUGCUGAUGAGGUUAAUGUCAAGUAUUAAACUGCUAUAGUGUUUGCUUAAGACAAAACUGUUCUUGUGUAUAUUGUGCGCCACUUAUCUACCCAACUAUGAGACCCAUAGUACGAAUACGAGUUAGACAAGGUUGCAGGACUUGGAGAUUUUACUGAUCAUUCGUUACGAAGUUAAUUUUCUUAUGAGGGCCUUUUUUAACACAUGCUUUCUCUGAAGUUCAUGAUAUUAGUUAUUAACCUUCGAAGUAGCACCCUAAAUGGUACAUAGGGUAGUUAAAAGCUGACAAAAUGGAGGACUUUGAAACCGCUGCUAGUAGACGCCAGUCCACACUGACUUUCACUGAAGUGGUUGUUAUCCCACGAAGCCCGAAGCGUGUAUCUCUUAUUGUCUGCAAACAUUGUUUAAACGUUUUCAUAGUAUGCAUGUGCAUCUCUUCCAUUGUAUGCAUUGUGCUUGGAGCCAUUUUCGACAUCAAUUUCUUAUACAUUGGAUUGACUGUCUUAGCUUGCAUGCUGCUCGUCCGGCCAUGUGUCGAUAGAAUCAAAUACUGUUCCUCUUACUGGCAUUUAGGGCCUGAGUUUCACGACAUUCAAGAAAGUGAUAACUAUGUUUCAUCUCGUUCCAGUUCAAUAAAUUAUUAUUAUUUAGAUAAACAGGAAUCAGCUUCGAAGAGAAAGCCUAUGUAUUUGACACAAAUUUCUGAUAGGCUUACGUGUAGAUUGGAAGCAAUAAAUGAGUACCCUCCUGAUUACUCGGACGCAUCCAAAGAGGAAAUUUUAGAAGGACGUUCGGAAAACUCUGUGACUGCCAAUUCAAGCGAGGGGUCAUCAACGCCACCUAUGUACAUUGAUGCGUGUUCUGGAGGAAACACUCCGCUAUUACACACGAGAAAAGACUCUGAAGAGGAUACCGAAGAGGUUGACGUUAAAUUCACAGAUACAAUGAUAGCACACGAAACAGAAAGAAAAAAAAACUGACGCCAAAUUUAAUUCAAAUUCAUUGUAAAUAUCCAAUCCCUCCUGAGUCCCGGAUUAAAAUUGACUAAAAUGCCACUCUCUACCAGGGAUGAGUCCA
This is a messenger RNA of Anneissia japonica, 1607 nucleotides long. RefSeq lists its product as uncharacterized. The transcript is spliced from 2 exons. The record is from RefSeq and is a predicted model, not a curated record. Lineage: Eukaryota; Metazoa; Echinodermata; Crinoidea; Comatulida; Comatulidae. Bases 821 to 1510 code for a protein of 229 amino acids.